GCGCGCCAUUUUCUGUCAUAGAGAAAGAAGUGAAGGUCCUUGCUUCGCUCAUUUUAUCCACUUCUGCAGGAAGUGCAGUUGUUCCCUCCACGUAUACCUCUGCCCUGUGGAUAAUCCUAUGCUUGACACGUGGAGAAAACCCACUUCCAUACUUCCACUUCCAUUCAGACACCCAGGUGCAACCCUACCCUGAAAAUCAAAAUUGUAACCCUUCUUGUGAGGAGAAAGCAUGGCUUCUCUGCUCUCCCCAGCUGCCACUGCUCUUCAGCAGAACCCUCUUCCUAUUUGUCUCCCUCCUUCAAAACCCACUUCCCAAAAUCAUCUUUCCUCUCUCACAAAUCGAUUUAAAAGAGCCCCAAUAAAGUGCAAUGCCUUUUUGGGGAACUUCUCAGAAGAAGUUUUAGAGCAGCAAUUGUCUGUUUUCCCCAUUUUUCGAUCUGGGUAUGCGCAGUUCCAGAGGAUUUCGAGCGAAAUGCCAGAGAUGGAGAAGUGGGGGAUUCUGGUGGUUGUUGGAUUGACAUGGAUUUACUUGACUGCGAGGCCAGGUGUUCUUCUGGGCGCCAUUGAUGCGUACCUUCUGGCUCCUCUGCAACUGGGUUUGGACAGUUUGGCAGGGAGGAGGAACUUGAAGAGGACUGAUUUUCUUAUAGGGAACAGAGUGGGGGAGGGUUCAUUCGGUGUUGUUUAUUCCGGUGUGAUUGUUCCAAAGAAUGUGAAUGUGGAAGAGAGAGUUCCAACGAAAGGAAGAGCAAGAUCCAUGGAUUUGGAUAGGAGGUUCAAGGAUAAGGUCAUUCUCAAAAAGGUUAAGGUUGGCGUCCAAGGGGCAGAAGAAUGUGGUGAUUUUGAGGAAUGGUUUAAUUAUAGACUGUCAAGAGCAGCUCCUGAAACUUGUGCUGAGUUCCUUGGAAGUUUUGUCGCUGAUAAAACAAGCUCGGAAUUUACCAAAGGUGGAAAAUGGCUUGUCUGGAAAUUUGAGGGAGAUCAGGACCUUGAUGAUUACAUGAAAAAUCGCAGCUUCCCUUUAAACUUAGAGUCUGUCAUGUUUGGUCGUGCAAUACAAGGACUAGACUCUAUUGAAAGAAAUGCACUAGUCAUCAAGCAAAUAAUGCGCCAGAUUAUUACUUCACUCAAGAAAAUCCACGGCACAGGCAUUGUUCACCGGGAUGUAAAACCUGCCAAUUUAGUCGUGACUAAGAGGGGGAAAAUCAAGCUCAUAGAUUUUGGUGCUGCUACGGACCUACGAAUCGGAAAAAAUUUUGUACCCAACCGGGGGUUGCUUGAUCCUGACUAUUGCCCACCUGAAUUAUAUGUGCUCCCAGAGGAAACCCCAAAACCUCCCCCAGAGCCAAUUGCGGCAUUUCUUUCUCCCAUUUUAUGGCAGCUCAACAGUCCUGACCUGUUUGAUAUGUAUUCUGCUGGGAUUGUCUUCCUGCAAAUGGCAAUUCCAACCUUAAGGUCUACAGCAGGAUUAAAAAAUUUCAAUUCAGAAUUAAAGGCAGUUGGAUAUGACCUGGGAAAAUGGAGGAAUUACAGUCGAUUGAGACCUGACUUAAAGAUUCUUGAUCUUGACUCUGGUAGAGGUUGGGAUCUGGCCAGUAAGCUUAUUUCAGAGAGAGGCUUCCUUAGAAGGGGGCGUUUAUCGGCAUCUGCUGCUUUGCGACAUCCGUACUUCUUAUUGGGCGGUGAUCAAGCUGCUGCAGUUCUCUCAAAACUAAGCUUUACCAAGUAGUGAGUUAGCUGGGGCAAUGUGAGUCGAACACCAUCUCUGCCUCUAUUCUUUGUUUCUAUUCUUUAUUCAUUAUCAUUAUUUGUUUAUAUUGCCAACACUGGGUUUUCUUUCGAUGAACAGUUCUCAGUAAAUGGAUGCAGUAGAGUGGAGUGUAAAUCACUUGAGUGGUGUUGAUUUUAGGCAAUGAACCUUAAUAUAUUGAUAAAAUCCUUGGAAAUGACUUAGUUUCUGCUUUUCCCAUCAUCCCGAUUCAUGCCUGUUAUUCUGAUUAUAAUGUUAAUUCCUUAUUGUGUUUCAGUAUAUACACCAGAGUGGGGUAAAAAGGACCGUCUUUCAUGUAUGAAACUAAAUCGAUUCUACAUAAAUCAUUGUCAACAUGCGAAAAACCGUAGCAUCAUCUUUGACAUAUUCUUGAAAAGAAAAGAAAAGAAGGUGAAAAGAGCUCAGGGGUGUGAAUAGCUCACUUGACCCGCCCUGGAAAACCUGCUGCAGUGCCGUUCUUGCACAGUGUAAUUGAGGUACUUCGACCACCAAAUCCAUGCAACUGGUUUCUUCUUCUUUUCUUAACUGAAGGGAAAUUUCUUGAGGUUUUGUUUUGGUCAUUUUAGUAACAUUUUACUUUUAUACAGCCCUCCUUGAUUCUACUUACGGUUAAGCAAGGACUUUGAAAGGUGCAUGCAGGCUAUGAUCGAGAAAGAGAAACUCAAAUGACCUUGAAUCUGCUUUCUAGUUAUACUGCAAACUCUAGAAAACAUAAGAAUCUGUAAACUAGUUAAGUAUAUAUUUCAAAAAAUGUGGUCAAAUAUGUUUCUGUUUGCUGCAAGGAAAAGAACCAAAAGAAUAGGAUGUUGGCUUAAACUUGAUGUUGAUGCAUAAAUGAAAAAACACAUACUGGAUCGGUGCGUCAUCCAUUCUUUCUC
Malania oleifera is the source of this 2649-nucleotide messenger RNA. RefSeq names its product serine/threonine-protein kinase STN8, chloroplastic. Lineage: Eukaryota; Viridiplantae; Streptophyta; Magnoliopsida; Santalales; Ximeniaceae. The record is from RefSeq and is a predicted model, not a curated record. The transcript has 4 exons. The coding region runs from base 230 to 1729 and encodes 499 amino acids. Gene Ontology annotation, molecular function: protein kinase activity; ATP binding. Gene Ontology annotation, biological process: protein phosphorylation.